Molecule: messenger RNA, 306 nt
Organism: Bipolaris sorokiniana ND90Pr
Lineage: Eukaryota; Fungi; Ascomycota; Dothideomycetes; Pleosporales; Pleosporaceae
Exons: 1
Coding region: 50-283 (77 amino acids)
Source: RefSeq, a predicted model, not a curated record
GCUGCCGGUCUGCCUAAAGUGCAGAUGGACAGGAGACGCCUCUCGCACUAUGCCGUGGGGGGGAUGGAGUGUGCUAGUCUAUUCGUCCGUUGUUCAACUCGGGGGAUCCACAUGCACCAGCCACUUUCGCUUCGCUCUAAAUGAAUUGUCCUCCAGUCAGUGUCUGGAGCGCAUGUCACAUACCACUUGGCGGUACGGGCCCUGUCCCCAGAUUGUUGCUGCGCGCCGCAUCUUGCUUCCAACUCUUGGCUCAAACACGCGAUUGCAUCAUAGCGAUUGCUAGAUCAACUCGCCGGCGAUCUUCCC